AUGCAGACCUCUCUGAUCUUACCUCUCCUGCUCUCGACUGUCUCUUUGGCAUCACCUCUGGUGUCACGGGAUAGACAGCCUGAUUGGAUCGCAGGAGAGAUCGCAUAUGCUGAAACCUACGACAUUACCCUUCAGCCGAACCAUAUGGAUAUCGGUAAACGAGGCGUGCUCCUGGCUCGCUAUAACGACGGCGAAGGCCGUUACCUAGGUUCCGACGGCAAUCAUCAGUACGCCUCGGGUGUCAAGUGCUGGAACGAUUAUUUCGUUGUCGAACAGAACCUUUACAACGACCCUUGGCGCCAGGCCUCCAGCAAAGUUUACUGUACCAAGAGCCAGUCGUGCCAGGCAACACAGGGCGUCAACAACCAGGUCUGCGAGAUUACUUCUUUCGAAAUUUCGGCUGGAAUCACGGCCGAGUUCGUGACUGCCAGUAUCAGCGUUGGCCAUCAGACGCAGACUUGCAGCGGAUCGACCUCUUUGACUGCGUGUACCUGGAACGAUCAAGGGUGCCAUGUCAUUUGGAGCCAACAGCAGAUGUUGAGCCAAAAGGGGUACCAAAGACGAAGGUGCACAAGUAGCAAAGGAGACUACACGGCCUGGACUAAAUUCUUGGAAAAGAAGGCUCCCACCGAAUUCAAGAAUUACGGUUGUGGAAGCUCCUGCAAUGAUAGCUUCUGA
Molecule: messenger RNA, 678 nt
Organism: Colletotrichum abscissum
Lineage: Eukaryota; Fungi; Ascomycota; Sordariomycetes; Glomerellales; Glomerellaceae
Exons: 1
Coding region: 1-678 (225 amino acids)
Source: RefSeq, a predicted model, not a curated record